AUGGCCACGGCUGGCCGCGGCAAAGACAUGAUGCAAACUUCAAACUGCCAUGAAGCUCUUCUUGUGCUAUUGAAGCGUUAUCCAGGACAGGACAACAACGUCGUUCACAGUGAGCUACCCAUGAAAGCUCUUGUGCCACAUAAUGGGUUGUAUCUAAAAGGGACGUCUACUACGAUUUUGGAGGCUGCUGAGGGUGAUGAUGUGGUUGAGUAUGGGUUUGCGAGUUGGGCGGUUGCUAGGAAGAAAGAAGACAAGCUUUGGGAGGUCGGUGAGAGGUGGUUGGGUUGA
Molecule: messenger RNA, 288 nt
Organism: Pochonia chlamydosporia 170
Lineage: Eukaryota; Fungi; Ascomycota; Sordariomycetes; Hypocreales; Clavicipitaceae
Exons: 3
Coding region: 1-288 (95 amino acids)
Source: RefSeq, a predicted model, not a curated record